This is a messenger RNA of Dimorphilus gyrociliatus, 823 nucleotides long. NCBI's taxonomy places the organism in Eukaryota, Metazoa, Annelida, Polychaeta, Dinophilidae. The record is from the annotation of a GenBank genome assembly.
GGCUUCUAUGCUCUCUACCUUUAAGAGAAUAAAGACUGUGUAACCCGAUUUAUAAUCUAGCUUACACGUGUACUAAUCAUUUAGUCUUUGUCAUUUUCAAACAUGUUAAAUAAGGACUUAAUCGUUAUUUUCCUCUCAGUUAUUAUUUCUGUUGCAGUCAGCAAACGUUGUCCAGAGUCAACGUUUGCUUGUCGCAAUGGCGAACAAUGCGUUGAUAAAGAUUUCAAAUGCGAUGGAGAAAAGGAUUGUUCAGAUGGUUCCGACGAGAGAGAUUGCAUUCAAAAUCCAAUAAAUCCAAAUGAAAAAUAUAGCCCAGAUGAUCCCGACUUCAAGUGCCCGCAUCCCAACCUGUUUACGUGUAAAGACAAAGUAUGCAUUAAUAAGAAAUUCGUUUGCGACGAUAAUCCAGAUUGUGCGGACGGUAGUGAUGAAUAUGCUUCACUAUGUAAAACGUGGAACAGAAAAAGAUGGCAAGGAGGAGGACGACAAACGGUACCAAAAGAUUUUAAAUGUCCGCAUAAUUUAUUCACAUGCGGAACAAAGGAAUGUAUACUUCCUAUUUAUAUAUGCGAUGGUAAUAAAGAUUGUUCGGAUGGUAGUGAUGAAUGGAGUGAAAAUUGUAAAUUCAGAAAUGACAAUUUCAGAAUGCCAAGACAGCCAAGACCUCCUCAUAGACCACCUAGACAAGAUCUUUAGAAAAACUAUUAUGCCAGUAUCAAAUUAAUUGUUGUUUUGGAUAUGAAAUUAAUUAUUGUUUAAUGUAAUAUGUAUGCUAAAUUAUUAUUGUUUUCCGACAAGUUCAAUAGAUCAGUCAUAUCUAAGA